UUCUCCUCAGUGCCCGGCUUGGCUGCAGGCUGCGUUUCCGGGGGGAAGGCUUAGGCAGUGACACCGGCCCAACCUCCUCCCCGCCCCUCCCGCGGCCCCCUCCCUCCAGCAGCUCCGCGCGUCCGGCCCCGGAGGAAGAAAGGAGCAGGAGGCACAGGCCCCGCAUCUCUCUCCGCAGGAUGGAUCCGCAGCCCCCUCCGCCGGCGCAGGGCAGCCCUCCUCACCGCGGCCGGGGCCGGGGCCGGGGCCGGGGCCGAGGCCGGGGUCGGGGCCGGGGUCGCGGGGGCACCGGAGCCCCGCGCGCGCCCCUGCCAUGCCCCACGUGCGGCCGCCUCUUCCGCUUCCCUUACUACCUCUCGAGGCACCGGCUGAGCCACUCGGGGCUGCGCCCGCACGCGUGCCCGCUGUGCCCCAAGGCCUUCCGGCGGCCCGCGCACCUGUCGCGCCACCUGCGGGGCCAUGGGCCGCAGCCCCCUCUGCGCUGCGCCGCCUGCCCGCGCACCUUCCCCGAGCCCGCACAGCUGCGUCGUCACCUGGCGCAGGAGCACGCUGGCGGCGAGGUGGAGCUGGCCACGGAGCGCGCGGCCAAGGAGGAGGAGGGCGAGGGGGGCGCCGAGCAGCCCGCGGCGGGCGCGGAGGGGGAGCCGUGGGCCGAGGGGGAGCCCGCGCCGGCCGCGCCCCCCAGCGCUGAGCCCUGCAUGCUGGAGCCCGGGGCGGCCGAGGCUGGGGCGGCCGAGCUGCGCGCCGAGCUGGCGCUGGCCGCCGGGCGCCAGGAGGAGAAGCAGGUAUUGCUGCAGGCCGACUGGACGCUGUUGUGCCUGCGCUGCCGCGAGGCCUUCCCCACCAAGGGCGAGCUCAAGGCGCACCCAUGUCUGCGCCCUGAGGGCGAGCAAGAGGGCGAGGGUGGGCCGCCGCCUCGCCCCAAGCGACACCAGUGCACCAUCUGCCUCAAGGCCUUUGCCAGGCCCUGGUCGCUGUCGCGCCACCGGCUGGUCCACUCCACCGACCGCCCGUUCGUGUGCCCAGACUGCGGCCUGGCCUUCCGCCUGGCCUCCUACCUCCGCCAGCACCGCCGCGUGCACGGCCCGCUCAGCCUGCUGGUGCCGAUGCCCAAGAAGGACGACAGAACCACGGGUGGCCGGAACUCAGGGCGAGGGCCCGAGGGCGGCGAAGGCACCGCCGAAGGGGGAGACGGAAGCGGCGAGAAUGGGGGCGAUGCCGGCCCCGCGCGGCCCUCGGCUGGCGAACCCCGCUUUUGGUGCCCCGAGUGCGGCAAGGGCUUCCGGCGCCGCGCACACCUGCGCCAGCAUGGCGUCACCCACUCAGGCGCGCGCCCCUUCCAGUGCGUGCGCUGCCAGCGCGAGUUCAAGCGCCUGGCCGACCUGGCACGCCACGCACAGGUGCACGCAGGCGGCCCAGCCCCGCACCUCUGUCCUCGGUGCCCACGGCGCUUCUCACGCGCCUACAGCCUCCUGCGCCACCAGCGGUGCCACCGAGCUGAGCUGGAGCUGGAGAGGGUGGCCGCAUUGCAGGCCCUGCAGGCCCAGGCCGCACAGUCGCUGCCACCUGAGCAGGAGGCUGAGGGGGUCCCGCUGCCGGUUGCACACAUCAAGGAGGAGCCGCCCUCCCCAGGGACCCUACCCCAGUCCCUAGAACCACCCCCAGUCUUCCUCAGCGCCUCCUGCUUCGACAGCCAAGACCAUUCAGCCUUCAAGAUGGAGGAGGAUGAGGUGGACAGCAAAGCCCACCUGCGUGGCUUGGGGAGCCUGGCCUCCUGACCCACGCAGCCCCUCCGCCCUCCAUGGGAGCCCCCGGUUUGCAGUGGAAGGAGAGGACCCCUUGUGUCGACCCCCUUUGAGCUCUGGCCCUAGGAGCGGAGGCCCCAAGCUGACCCUACCCCUCACCCUCCCCAGACCCCGGUGCCACCCCAAUGUGUGUCUUCAGGCAGGAGGACUUGGAAUAGGAGGCGGAGGAGGCUAGGCCAGAGGGAGGCGGGCAGGUGGCAUAGCUGGCCAGGCCGUGACACACACUGGACACUAUAAACCUCUUAGGAACAGCCUGCAGGGCGUUCCUGUGAGCAAAGGUCUGUCCCUGUCCCUCUGUCUGUGAAUAAAUGUGAGCUGGUGAA
Cavia porcellus (domestic guinea pig) is the source of this 2128-nucleotide messenger RNA. It is a transcript of the gene Znf579, whose product is annotated as zinc finger protein 579. The record is from RefSeq and is a predicted model, not a curated record. The transcript is spliced from 2 exons. The coding region runs from base 180 to 1778 and encodes 532 amino acids. NCBI's taxonomy places the organism in Eukaryota, Metazoa, Chordata, Mammalia, Rodentia, Caviidae.